UUAAUCUACAGAAAUGUCAUCCGCACCUGCCCUAUCAGCGUCCCAAUCUCUACCUCCUCUGAAUCAAACGGCAACGGGGAUGCCCCCUGUAGCGUUAACGAGCCAGCCUAAUUUACAGACCGCUGCAGCGCUAUCUACAGAAAAAACUACCGCAGCUGCCUCGUCACUCACAUCUUUAUUAGACACGGUUUUUGCAGGCAGUCAGGGAGAAGGCUCCUCACCUGGACCAUCUGCCAACUCCUAUCCCCUCUCAUCUCUUGCAGAUCUGAACUUAACUACUUGUUCCAUUUUAGCUGCGUCGCUCUCGGCAUCUUCACGUGCUGCAUACAGACAGUCGUGGAACCUAUUUCAAACCAUGGAUAAAGGUGCUAGCUCGCUUCCAUUGAGUCUUCAAAGUGUCUGUAAUUUUAUUGGUUAUUUAUUUGAUAAACAGUACAGUGCUAGUAGUAUUGCAUCACAUGUAUCUGCAUUAAGUUACCUGCAUAAGCUUCUGAACCUCCCUGACCCAACUCAAACCUUUAUUGUUAGGAAAUUACUAAAAGGGUGUAGUAGGUUGUUACCUUCACAAGAUACUAGGCUACCCAUUACUAAGGAAAUCCUGCACAAACUUAUAAACGCAAAUAAAAUGACAGUAUCUCAGCCGUUGAAUCAGUUGUUAUUAAAAGCAUUGUAUCUCCUUUGUUUUAAUGCAUUUCUACGGCUAGGGGAGGUUGUUGUAAAGUCAGUAGCUGACAGAGAUCGUGUUUUGCAAGUACAGGACGUUACAUUUCAUGGUGAUGGGAACCUGCCACACAGUGUUCAAAUUGUCAUUCGUCACCACAAAACACAAAAGAAAAAUGAUCCUUUAAUUGUUUCUAUUCAGGGAGGUUCGGGUGAAUUCUGUCCUGUUCAAGCCAUGCAUGAGUAUUGCAAAAAAUCAUCCCAUUCAUCAGGUCCAUUUUUUCAAUUUGUAGACGGCACCCCAGUUACUUACUCGUUUGUCAGCUCUCAGCUUUCAAAAGCAAUAUCCUUUGCAGGUUUUGAUCCCAAACGUUUUAAAGGUCAUAGUUUUCGUAUAGGUGCAGCUACUCAUGCAGCGCAAUUAGGAUAUUCAGAAAGCUGCAUUCAACAUUUGGGUCGCUGGAAUUCAAAUGCUUUACAUAGGUAUAUCAGGAUAAAGUCAUUUGAAAUUUAAUAUGGUUUAACAUGCAGGUCAGUGAUUUAACUGCUGCUUUAUAUCUUCUUCGCGCGAUGCACGUUAAGCGGAAUUAUAAACAAAUAAACAUUGUGCAGCUCUAUGGUUGAGACAGGUUAGUGAUUUACUGCUGUCAUUGGCUGGUCAGUGAUUAACUGCUGUUAUCUACUUAUUAGUACCCUUAUUUUACCUCUCCUGCUUGCUGGCUCAUAUGACAAUAUUCGUUAUUUGCAAUGUUUUUAUUAGGCAUAGAUAAGCAGUCCAGUGCUAAAACGCUGCCGAUGGAAUACGAUGAGAAUUAUUUUUGCAAGUUUCAGCUGGACAGUACAGUGAUUAACUGCUGUCUUUCUAUUAGAAGUAGAUAGCGUAGCAAGUGUUUAUAUUAUAGACUAGAGACUGUUGGAAUGUUUGUUGUUUUCUUUUGCAUAUUGUUCAAUACCUUUUUUUUUGUGUGUGUGCAUGCUCACCUUGGAUGGCACGGAUGCGAAUAGCAAGCAUAUCACAUCUUGUGGCCCCUUUUGUUUUGAUGUGCCAUCUUUUUGCUAUAUGUUUCUUAAAAUGUUUUAUCUUAUUGUUUUAUAGGAAUUUUUUCUAGUCAUUUUUUGGGGGAUCAGACAUUUUUCAUAUUUUACGUAAUUUCAUUCAGUGCUUGUGAGUCUGAUCCCCAUUCUUUUGUAUAAAGUAUUUUCUUUAUAUCGUCAUUUAAAUAAAUGACAUUAUUCAUCUCUGUUAAUGUGUUUGAGUUCAUCUUUAGCAAACUUAGCAAAAACUAGCUGCGGUGAGCCUGCCGAGCAUUUGGAGACAUAAAACAGCAAUUAUGAUUAUAAUUGAAUUUAUGUAUUAAAUGCGUUGUUUAUGUAUUAAAUACGUUGUAUGUGCAUGGGUGUAAUGGUUUAUGUAAUAGAUUUUGCGGGCUGGGAUUUUACGCCGGUGGUAUGCGAAUUUCCAGCCAAUGAUUAGCGGGCUAGUAUCACGUGGCCAGCUAAGCGGACCACUUGUAUUUUUAUUCCCGCGCUGUCCACAGUAAUUUUGGAACCACGUAUAUUUUGAAGACCCGCCACCGCCCCUGCAAUCCUACCCAUUGCAUUUUGAUAAAAUGUAUUAACGGUUUUUGAUGUGUCACCCCCUUUUGUUUUGAUGUGCCAUCUUUUUGCUAUAUUUUUCUUAAAAUGUUUUAUCUUAUUGUUUUAUAGGAAUUUUUUCUAGUCAUUUUUUGAGGGAUCAGACAUUUUUCAUAUUUUACGUAAUUUCAAUCGGAGCUUGUGAGUCUGAUCCCCAUUCUUUUGUAUAAAGUAUUUUCUUUUAUAUCGUCAUUUAAAUAAAUGACAUUAUUCAUCUCUGUGAAUGUGUUUGAGUUAAUCUUUAGCAAGCUUAGCAAAAACUAGCUGCGGUGAGCCUGCCGAGCAUUUGGAGA
Saccostrea cuccullata (small rock oyster) is the source of this 2588-nucleotide messenger RNA. RefSeq lists its product as uncharacterized. The transcript is spliced from 2 exons. Gene Ontology annotation, biological process: DNA integration; DNA recombination. Bases 14 to 1174 code for a protein of 386 amino acids. The record is from RefSeq and is a predicted model, not a curated record. NCBI's taxonomy places the organism in Eukaryota, Metazoa, Mollusca, Bivalvia, Ostreida, Ostreidae. Gene Ontology annotation, molecular function: DNA binding.